Molecule: messenger RNA, 3708 nt
Organism: Plectropomus leopardus (leopard coralgrouper)
Lineage: Eukaryota; Metazoa; Chordata; Actinopteri; Perciformes; Serranidae
Gene: tial1
Product: TIA1 cytotoxic granule-associated RNA binding protein-like 1
Molecular function (GO): RNA binding; DNA binding
Source: RefSeq, a predicted model, not a curated record
CACGCAAGCACGCUCGCUCGCUCGCUCGCACUCGAGAUACCCAACGUGACGUAUACCCUGGCGCCCGGUUAGCUAGCUUCAAGCUAGUUAGCUAGUUGUUGUAACUAUUUCGUUAACGGCGUACACCGGAGACAGUUAACGUUAGCUGUCGGUUUCGAUCAUGGAUGACGAAAGCCACCCCAGAACCCUGUAUGUGGGAAACCUCUCCAGGGAUGUCACGGAAAUUUUAAUACUGCAGCUCUUCACCCAGAUUGGUCCUUGCAAAAGUUGUAAGAUGAUCACGGAGCACACGAGCAAUGACCCCUAUUGCUUUGUGGAGUUCUUUGAACACAGAGACGCUGCUGGAGCCCUUGCAGCCAUGAAUGGGAGGAAGAUAUUAGGAAAGGAGGUCAAGGUAAACUGGGCCACCACUCCAAGUAGCCAGAAAAAAGACACAUCCAAUCACUUCCAUGUUUUUGUGGGAGAUUUGAGCCCUGAGAUCACCACUGAGGAUGUCAAAUCUGCAUUUGCACCUUUUGGGAAAAUCUCGGAUGCCCGUGUUGUGAAGGACAUGACGACAGGCAAAUCAAAGGGGUAUGGAUUUGUGUCCUUCUACAACAAACUGGAUGCAGAGAAUGCCAUUGUUAACAUGGGGGGACAGUGGCUUGGAGGACGUCAAAUCAGGACCAACUGGGCAACACGUAAACCACCAGCUCCAAAGAGUGUCCAGGAUAAUGGCUCAAAGCAGCUGAGGUUUGACGAUGUCAUGACUCAGUCCAGUCCACAGAACUGUACCGUGUACUGUGGAGGGAUCCAGACAGGACUAUCAGAGCACCUAAUGCGACAGACCUUCUCUCCUUUUGGUCAAAUAAUGGAAGUCAGAGUUUUCCCAGAGAAAGGAUACUCUUUUAUCAGGUUUUCCACACACGACAGUGCUGCCCAUGCCAUUGUUUCAGUCAAUGGUACAGCCAUCGAAGGACACUUAGUGAAGUGCUUCUGGGGCAAAGAAUCUCCUGACAUGGCAAAAAAUACACAACAGGUUGAGUACAGUCAAUGGGGGCAGUGGAACCAGGUUUAUGGGAAUCCACAGCAGCAGCAACAGCAACAGCAGCAGCAGCAGCAGCAGCAGCAGCAGUAUGGGCAAUAUGUGACCAAUGGUUGGCAAGUUCCCUCCUACAGCAUGUACGGCCAGACAUGGAACCAGCAAGGAUUUGGAGUAGAGCAGUCCCAGUCUCCAGCCUGGGUUGGAGGCUUUGGAUCUCAGUCAGCCCAGGCCGCAGCCCCACCUGGUUCAGUCAUGUCCAACCUGGCCAACUUCAGCAUGGCUGGCUACCAAACACAGUGAGCUGGCCCUAACCUAAGUGUAAUACCAAGGGGAUUUUUUAAAAAACCCUUUUAGACCACACAGCACUCUUAAAUCUGGACAGCUGCUGUGGUAGAGGAGAGACAGGGGCCAUAUUCACAAAGCCUUUGUAGCUGAUAGUUGCUCCUAAAAAAAACAAAUUAUGUAUUUAAAUGACAAUUUGUGUACAAUUCACUCAGAACUUUUUAAAAGUUCAUUUGAUGAUAAUUCCAUAGUUCUGUUAUGAAAAACGGCUCUUGGGCUUUUGAAGUAAAGCCAAACCAACUGUCUUUGUCUAAGUAAAUGUUAAAGGACACACCCACGUUUUGAAUGAUUGACUAGAUAAAAGCAUUACCCAGUGUGUGACAAAGAGGAUAUUCAGCGUUGGGAUGACGAGACAGAUACCAUUAGAUGCAUUUUAUCAAACGUUCAGUAAGUUGACCAAUGGGCCAAACAAUCAAAAGUCAGUACAGUCCUUCAAAAUUAAUUGUUACCCUCCCAUUGUCAAAAUUUGAGUAGAUAUAUAUCUGAAAAUCAUGAAAAAGCCACGUUAUUUUAGUGGAGCUAAAAGCACACCUACUACAAGCCAUUACAUUACUCCAGUUGCUCACUGGAACAUUACAAGGAUUAAAAUACUUGGAAACCUCAAGUUUUGUAACAUUAAUAUUGAAUUAUCAGACUAAAGCAAUAUCCGCUCUCAGUUUGCCAAUGUGUUUUUUAAAUGUUUCUGUGUUUGUUACAAACUUGACAAAAAGUUUAUUAGCUUGUCAUACUUUGGGGCAUUUUUCUGUUAUUUUAUACAACAAAAUACAAACUCCGCUCGAGUCUCAAUGAAUUGAUCAAGUUCAUUUUUGUGCUCCAGGUUAGUUUGUAGAAUGGUGAUGAUGUCAUCAGUGAUGACAGCUGUCAUUUUUGCUCACCAUGAAUUUGUGCUACAAACUUCACUGAACCACAAGAAUGAAUUGACCUGCUAAAAGUUGGUCUGGACUUAGCUUCAGCUCAUAGCUCGAAAUUCAGUACUUUUUGAUAUAUAUUAAUGAGAAAUGCUUUGUGAAUAGAGGCCCUGGAACGGUAGUUUACCUUUUCCAGUAUACGUGAAGAAACCAUUUGUACAACAACAAAUAUACAACUGUGGCUUUAAAGGACAUUUAAGCUGGACAUGGUAUCUUUUGGGUUCAUAUGUGUAAAAAGAAAAAAUACACCUACACAACUCUAAAAGCAAAAAAAAAAAAAAAAAAAAAUGUUUUUUUCAUGUUUUGUAUCGGAGUGAUCAGCGUGUUCUUUGCAGACUUUUGAUGGAUUUUAGUUUACACCUUAAUGUAGCCUAGACUGGACAAAUUUAUAAUUCUGUGUCUCAAAAUAAAGGCUGAAGCAUUUGCUCACUAUAUCAAGAGAGAGAUUUCCUGGAAAUACUAUAUUGAAUCUUAAAUAUUUUAAUCCUCUUGAUAACCUAUUAAUUUAUAGUCAUCUCUUUCUAAUGACUGUAAAAGUUUUUACAAAUAACUUUUGACUUAAAUUAGCACCAAAACCAGCCCCUUAUUAUAUUGCAUUAUGUUCUACGUCACUUGUGUAAAGACAAAUUUUCCAAUGUUCGAGGCUUUAGUUACUAUAAAUUGGGCUGGUUUUAUUCGAUGAAACAUUUCCUAAUUAUGUCAUGGAUUUGUCAGGGCAGCAGGCAACUUUCUGCCCCUUAGUGCAUUCUUAUUUUCUCAGUAGUUGUAAAAAUCACUGGCAAAUUGUGACAAGAGGAUUUCUAAAAGAUGUCCUGCCUUUUGGGUUUUCUUUGCAUAUGUGCCAUUCUGUACAGUAUAUUACACUCCUUGUAAUCUCACCCUCCCUUUUCCUGUCGUACUAGCCGACAAACUUGAUAAUGGUUUUGUUUGUUUAUUAGAGAUGGGGAUAUUUGUGUAACGAAACAGGGUCAUGUUGGCUGAGAGUGUAAAUAUAAACCUUGAUCACAAACCUUCAUGAAACUUUAGAAAUAAUGUACAUACUGUAGGUAGAAAUGCCAUCAUUAAUUCUCAGCAAUAUAAUUUAUGAAUAAGCCUUAAUUGAUGUGUCAGUAAAUUCAGAAUUUGUUUUAUUUACAGAGGCUCCAUUUCAAAUAUAAAUUCUCUUCCAUUGUAGAUUUUCCCAUUUUUAAGUUUGUGUGCCAUUUUCAGAACGUAGCAGGAAGCAGGUGAUGUUUCAGCGUUGACUGCACGUUUAUGACAUGUAAUACAUUUGUUGCUUCAGAUAUUGAAUGUAAUGGCAAUUUUGCUUUCAUGACAAUAAUACAAAUACAUUGAACAAAAAAGUGAUGUUUAAUAAUAAAGGAUUAAAUCAAUUUUCCAUUUAAACAGGAAAAACUCGAUAAGUGACUUCAAAUAAAGAAAGAUUUGAACCGA